AUGGCAGCUCCUAGCCCUGUUCCUCCGGAGGGAUCCCUUGACCCAUCGCAGCCGCCAGCUAUUGAAGGUUUUAGCCCUAGUGUCUACAGAGACUCAGAAAGCUUCAAAGGCAAAUUCCUUCGCAAGACCAGCGAGAAUCCAAUGGUUCCCAUAGGCUGCCUGGGCACAGCUGCCGCCCUCACGUACGGCCUUUACAGCUUCCACCAGGGCCAGAGCCAGCGCUCUCAGCUCAUGAUGCGAACCCGGAUCGCUGCCCAGGCCUUCACGAUCGCAGCCAUUUUGAUCGGUCUGGCUGCAUCCGCUAUGAAGGCUCGACGCUAA
This is a messenger RNA of Elephantulus edwardii (Cape elephant shrew), 321 nucleotides long. Its product is annotated as HIG1 domain family member 2A-like. The record is from RefSeq and is a predicted model, not a curated record. Gene Ontology annotation, cellular component: mitochondrion. Gene Ontology annotation, biological process: mitochondrial respirasome assembly. The transcript is spliced from 2 exons. NCBI's taxonomy places the organism in Eukaryota, Metazoa, Chordata, Mammalia, Macroscelidea, Macroscelididae. The coding region runs from base 1 to 321 and encodes 106 amino acids.